This is a messenger RNA of Mangifera indica (mango), 1155 nucleotides long. RefSeq names its product receptor-like protein 7. Gene Ontology annotation, molecular function: protein binding. The record is from RefSeq and is a predicted model, not a curated record. The transcript has a single exon. Bases 1 to 1155 code for a protein of 384 amino acids. NCBI's taxonomy places the organism in Eukaryota, Viridiplantae, Streptophyta, Magnoliopsida, Sapindales, Anacardiaceae.
AUGAUUAUCAAUAAGUUCGCUUCUUCUGAUCCUUUUGCUUAUCCCAAGGUUGCAUCUUGGAAAGUCGAUAAAGAUUGCUGCUCAUGGGACGGGGUCAAGUGUAGUGAGGUUACUGGUCAUUUGGUGGAGCUUGACCUCACUAGUAGUUGCCUUUAUGGUUCUAUCAACUCUAGCAGUAGUCUCUUCCACCUUGUCCACCUCACAUGGCUUAGCUUGGAUGAUAAUGACUUCAAUGGCUCCAAAAUCCCUUCUGCAAUUAAGAACCUUUCUAGGUUAUCAUAUCUGAGCCUUCAUUAUUCUAAUUUUUUUGGUCAAAUACCAUCAGAAGUCUUACAGCUCUCAAAGUUGGAGACUCUUGACACAGAUUCUAAUUUUAGCAUGAAGCUCCAAAAGCCAAGUUUAAGAAGCCUACUUGAGAAGUUAACUCAGCUUAAAGUCUUAUGUCUUGGUUACGUCAACAUUUCAUCACCAAUACCUGAUAUCUUGGCAAAUUUAUCUUCGUUGAUUGACUUAUCUCUCAAAGGCUGCCAAUUGCAAGGUGAAUUCCCUGUAAAAAUAUUCCAAUUGCCUAACCUUCAAAUGCUCAGUGUGCGGUCUAAUCCAAAUCUCUCUGGAUCCUUGCCAGAAUUUCAAAACAAAAGCCCCCUGGAAGUUUUGAGAGUUGCAAACACAAGUUUUUCCGGUGAGAUUCCAUAUUCAAUAGGGAAUCUUAAUUCCUUACUGAUCCUAGAAAUAAGUUCUUGCAAAUUUUAUGGAUUGAUUCCACCUUCACUUGGCAAUCUUACCAAGCUCACUUAUCUUUACUUAAAUGACAAUAAACUUUCUGGUGAACUACCAACUGCCUUUGGAAAUCUUUCUUCUUUAGAACAAUUAGACCUUUCUAUGAACGAUUUUUCAAGCUAUGAUUUUCGUUCAUUGUCAUGGAUGGCCAAGUGUGGUAAACUUACUUUUUUAAGCCUUGUAAAGACCAACUUACAUGGUGAAAUUCCCUCUUGGCUCAUGAGCUUAAAUACCCUUGCUCAAUUAAAUUUGAGCGAAAAUGAAUUAAAUGGUCCAAUCCCUUCUCAGAUUAGAAACUUGACGCAACUGAAUCUUCUUGCACUUAACUCAAAUCAAUUGCAAGGCCCAUUUCCUAGCGCUCUAUAUCACCUCUAG